GCUAGUUGUGUUCAUGGCUCCUCCUGCAACAUCGACACGGGGCUGAGAGGCUGCAGGGGCAACGCAAAAAAACCCUGUUUUUUUUCUCGAUUUAUAGGAAGGGUGUAGAAUUGCGCAAUGUUAAAGAAAAAAACAUAUUGAAUUGCGUCCUAAACGUCGUUCCGACUGCUGUGAAGGGUUUGAAUUUUCCUUCGGAUUCUCAACACCCCAAAUGAACUCCGUCAGAGCCAGCAGCAGACGACCCAGGCGAGUGUCGAGGCCGCGCCCGGUACAACCGGAAAGGAAUAACCAGGACAGAGAUGAGGACGUCCCCGCAGAUAUGGUUGCAGAAGAAUCCGUUCCUGGAGCUCAGAACAGUCCCUAUCAGCUACGAAGGAAGUCUCUGUUGCCCAAGAGAACCGCGUGUCCAGCCAAGAGCAACAUGGAGGGAGCUUCUACUUCCACGACAGAGAACUUCAGCCACCGAGCCAAACGUGCCAGAGUCUCUGGGAAGUCCCAAGACUUACCAGCAGCGCCAGCAGAGCAGUACCUUCAGGAGAAGCUUCCAGAUGAGGUGGUGCUGAAGAUAUUCUCGUACCUGCUGGAGCAGGACCUGUGCCGGGCCGCCUGCGUCUGCAAACGCUUCAGCGAACUGGCCAACGACCCCAUCCUCUGGAAGAGGCUGUACAUGGAGGUGUUUGAGUAUACGCGUCCCAUGAUGCACCCUGAGGCGGGAAAGUUCUACCAGAUCAAUCCAGAGGAGCAUGAGCAGGUGAACCCCUGGAAGGAGAGCUUUCAACAGUUGUACAAAGGAGCCCACGUGAAGCCAGGCUUUGCGGAGCACUUCUACAGCAACCCUGCCAGAUACAAGGGGAGGGAGAACAUGCUGUACUAUGACACCAUCGAGGACGCGCUGGGCGGCGUGCAGGAGGCUCACUUCGACGGCCUGAUCUUCGUCCACUCUGGUGUCUACACAGACGAGUGGAUCUACAUCGAGUCCCCCAUCACCAUGAUUGGAGCUGCGCCAGGGAAAGUGGCAGACAAGGUGGUGAUUGAGAACACGAGAGACUCUACGUUUGUGUUCAUGGAAGGCUCCGAAGAUGCCUAUGUGGGAUACAUGACCAUACGGUUCAACCCUGAUGACAAGUCUGCCCAGCACCACAAUGCCCACCACUGCCUGGAGAUCACCGUCAACUGCAGCCCCAACAUUGACCACUGCAUCAUCCGCUCCACCUGCACAGUUGGGUCAGCGGUGUGUGUAAGUGGCCAGGGGGCAUGUCCUACCAUCAAGCACUGCAACAUCAGCGACUGUGAGAACGUGGGGCUGUACAUAACCGAUCAUGCACAGGGCAUCUAUGAAGACAACGAGAUCUCCAACAAUGCUCUGGCGGGAAUCUGGGUGAAAAACCAUGGCAACCCCAUCAUCAGACGCAACCACAUCCACCACGGACGAGAUGUGGGGGUCUUCACUUUCGACCAUGGCAUGGGCUACUUUGAGAGCUGUAACAUCCACAGGAACCGCAUCGCGGGCUUCGAGGUGAAGGCGUAUGCCAACCCCACGGUGGUGCGCUGCGAGAUCCACCACGGCCAGACCGGGGGCAUCUACGUGCACGAAAAGGGGCGGGGCCAGUUCAUAGAGAACAAGAUCUAUGCCAAUAACUUUGCUGGCGUGUGGAUCACCUCCAACAGUGACCCCACCAUCAGGGGCAACGCCAUCUUCAAUGGUAACCAGGGUGGGGUGUACAUCUUUGGGGACGGGCGCGGGCUGAUAGAGGGAAAUGACAUCUAUGGGAACGCUCUGGCCGGUAUCCAGAUCAGAACCAACAGCUGCCCCAUCGUACGCCACAACAAGAUCCACGACGGCCAGCAUGGAGGAAUCUAUGUGCAUGAGAAGGGUCAGGGGGUGAUAGAGGAGAACGAGGUGUACAGCAACACGCUGGCAGGGGUCUGGGUGACCACAGGAAGUACUCCAGUCCUGAGGAGGAACCGGAUACACAGCGGCAAACAGGUCGGAGUGUAUUUCUAUGACAAUGGCCAUGGUGUUCUGGAGGACAACGACAUCUACAACCACAUGUACUCUGGAGUUCAGAUCAGGACUGGCAGCAACCCUAAAAUAAGGAGGAACAAGAUCUGGGGCGGCCAGAACGGAGGCAUCCUGGUCUACAACUCAGGUUUGGGCUUCAUCGAGGACAACGAGAUCUUCGACAACGCCAUGGCGGGCGUGUGGAUCAAGACAGACAGUAACCCCACGUUGAGGAGGAACAAGAUCCACGACGGCCGAGACGGAGGCAUCUGCAUCUUCAACGGAGGGAGAGGAGUUCUGGAGGAGAACGACAUCUUCAGGAACGCGCAGGCGGGGGUUCUGAUCAGCACCAACAGCCACCCCUCUCUGAGGAAGAACCGCAUCUUCGACGGCUUUGCUGCAGGUAUAGAGAUCACCAACCACGCCACAGCCACUCUGGAGGGAAAUCAGAUCUUCAACAACCGCUUCGGAGGACUGUUCCUGGCAUCUGGUGUCAACGUUACCAUGAAAGAUAACAAAAUAAUGAACAAUCAAGAUGCCAUUGAGAAAGCUGUGAGCAGAGGUCAGUGCCUGUACAAGAUUUCCAGUUACACCAGCUAUCCAAUGCACGAUUUUUACAGGUGUCACACCUGCAACACAACAGACCGCAACGCCAUCUGUGUGAACUGCAUUAAGAAGUGCCACCAAGGGCACGACGUGGAGUUCAUUAGGCACGACAGGUUCUUCUGUGACUGUGGAGCGGGGACUCUCUCCAACCCCUGCACGCUGGCCGGAGAGCCCACGCACGACACGGACACGCUGUAUGACUCGGCGCCCCCAAUAGAGUCCAACACGCUGCAGCACAACUAGGCUGCACACCUGCCUGGGAGAGGAGGAACAGCCGGACAUUCACAUGACAGUUCAGUUUCACAGAACGUGUACAGAUGACUUUUAAAACAAGAGGCCGAGCAGAGGAAGAGAGGAUCUAUUUAAUACGUUCUGCUGUGGACACCACGCCCCCCUGCCCCACUCACACCUGCAACACAUUUGGCUGAAAGAUGGCCAUGUUGUCAGGGGCUGAGGAUGGAGACAUGGUGACUCAGGUUAUUAUGGGAUGUUGGGCAGCCAGGCUGUUGGGAGGGGGGUUAAUGGGGGGGGUGUGACCAGACAGGAGACAUGGCCAUGACACAAUGCUUCCAUCCGUCUCCAGGCAACUGUUGCGCUGGUAUAUAUAUAUGUACCCUCUCUCUCCCCUCUAGCACUUCGGGUUUUCUUUUUUUAAGGAAAAAAAAAUGUUGAUAUUGAUUUUAAUGCUCAUGUAGUUUUGUAUUUUCAUGCAAAAAUCUUAAUGUACUUGAAUGUCUUUUAUUUUAUUAAAUGUGUAUUAUAAUUUUUUUGGUUAUUACACCCUAGACUUGCUGUAAUUGUACUCAUGUCACAGUGUCUAAGUUCUUUCUAUGAAAGAGAACAGAAAAAAAGAAUAACACUAAAUCUUUUCUCCAGCAAUGUUGAUGUUUUUGUGUGGGACUCUGAAAUAAGGGAAAUACGUUAAGAUUUAAAUUCUUUGGAUGGUGUGAUUUCAUAAGACUUUGCACCAAACCAGAGCCUCAGUCCGGAAACCUAGCCCCAGCCUGAUACCCUCGUCCACCUGAGGCGCGCUCUCUUUUCAUUAACAGGGACACUUUGUGGCAAAGUUUUGUUGCUGGGGAGUGAUACACAUGCUUUGGGGAGGUGGAGGGAAUCUGGGGGGUGAUGCGCACAUGCUCUGGGGAGGUGGAGGGUGCUGAGCGCUCCAUCCUGUCCAGAAGAAGCUCCACACCGCCGAGACACGACAGGAAGUCUUGUGAAAUCAGUGCUGACCCGUCUUCUGAAGAUUCCUCUUAACGUUAAGUUAAAUAUUGCUGGAGAUUGUUCCCUCCCCAUGCUGAGAUGAGUAUCUGUACGUUCCAUUGCUUUCUCCCUGACCAUCCAUAUGUAUUGGUGACUGUGCGUUCUCAUACAGCCUGAAUUGUAUGCAUGACCAUAACAUUAGACUUAAUAUAUUGUGAAGUAUUCAAUAACCAUUAUGUAGAUGCUAGUGUGAAAAAGGGUUUAAUUUCCUAGAGGAAAGUGGACAUUUUUAAAAAUAAACUUUAUUAGAUCA
Messenger RNA from Hypomesus transpacificus, 4124 nucleotides. Its product is annotated as F-box only protein 11. The coding region runs from base 212 to 2851 and encodes 879 amino acids. Lineage: Eukaryota; Metazoa; Chordata; Actinopteri; Osmeriformes; Osmeridae. The transcript has 22 exons. Gene Ontology annotation, biological process: ubiquitin-dependent protein catabolic process; regulation of apoptotic process; protein ubiquitination. The record is from RefSeq and is a predicted model, not a curated record. Gene Ontology annotation, molecular function: zinc ion binding; protein binding.